AUGAUCACAAUCAUGAACUGCUACUCACCAACCGGCGCAGUUGAUGAGUACGGAUUAGAUGUGUUCCACUAUCAGUUGGAGGGACUUAUCCGCAAUGAUAAAAAGUAUCAUAAAUUUCUUUUCGAAGCCUUCAACGCCAGAACAGGAAAGGCCAACGAUAGCGAAUACAAGAUCGGAAAUUUUGGAUUAGGAGAAGGAACUGAGAAUGGGAACCGUCUCGCAGGACUCCUGUCAGCAGCACGUCUCUUCCAUAGAAAUUUGUUUUUCCAGAGGAAAGAAAGCCACCUCUGGACAUGGGAGUCUCCUAAUGACAUGACUCAAGCGGAGAUCGACCACAUUCUGACAAACAGAAGAUGGUGCCUACUUGACACAUUGGUAGUCUCGUCAUUCUGUACUGGUUCCGAUCACUGCCUUCUUUGCGCGAAGAUUCGAUUCAGCCUUAAGCUGGAAAGGAAUUCUCUUCAUCGACCACGAGGAAAAAGUCAAGCUGUAUAG
Messenger RNA from Angiostrongylus costaricensis, 495 nucleotides. The record is from the annotation of a GenBank genome assembly. Lineage: Eukaryota; Metazoa; Nematoda; Chromadorea; Rhabditida; Metastrongylidae.